Messenger RNA from Eriocheir sinensis (Chinese mitten crab), 4899 nucleotides. RefSeq lists its product as uncharacterized. The record is from RefSeq and is a predicted model, not a curated record. The transcript has 3 exons. Bases 328 to 3018 code for a protein of 896 amino acids. Lineage: Eukaryota; Metazoa; Arthropoda; Malacostraca; Decapoda; Varunidae.
AGGCUGACUGGCGGCUGGCUGGGAGGGUCCGUUGUCAUGAAGGCCACAGGUAGUCAUCACCCCCAAGACGUUCCUGCACUGCCUCUCCACCUUAGGGACAUGCACGCCCUCAAAGCUAUGGAAUGGUCUCUGUAUGAGCCGCGGCAGGUUGGCGGUGCAGGGAGAGGUUGACUGGCUGGCUGGGAGGGUCUGUCACCAUGGCCAAGUUGUCAUUACUCCCACGACGUCCCCAGCAUCGCCACCUCCAGGCUCCUCCCAGGUGCUGGUCUUAUCCUCAAGGUGUUGCGCUAAUGUCGAACGAGUCAGUAAGAUGAGGCAUAAAGGAAUAUGGUUCGCCUGGGACUGACAAAUGCCUCCUUGGGAAGGAGAGAAGAUGGCCGCUUAUCCUCACAGGGUGACUCAGAACAGAGUUAUUCACACACAGCUGAUGAGCACAUCAGGCAGUAUCCACAUAGCCAUCAUAUGCACACUUCAAACCCAAGGAGUUCUUCAUUGGUCACAGAGGAAAGCCACACCGAGCCAAGCCCUUCUGCAUCACACUACUCUUCCAGCCACGUAAAUGAAGUCCUGCAACCCCCUCGUAGUCUCCUGACUGUGUUCAACAAAAAUGCUCAGAUAAGUUAUUUUCCUUCACCAGGAUGGUCUCAGAAGCCAGGGAGAACACACCCUGAUGUACAUGCGAGGGGAUCACAAAAAACAAGUAGUUCAGCUAACAGUAGUUCAUCGUGCAGCUCAUCACCUGACAUUAAUUAUACAAGGGAUAUCAAGUUUUGUCCAGUAUGUCGCUCUUCUGUGGUUGCUGGAACUGCUCAUCACUGCAAAAUUAUACCAGAGCCAUCUACUAUAGCGUUUCCAUCAUGUGCCACCACUGUGAACGUGUCGCAGCACCCACCAGUGCCAAGACAAGGGCCUCAAGUACUUGUGUCAUCACAAGCUGCACAUGACAGCCGUAUCCAUAAUGUGCCUGAAUCUGAUGAUCAUCAUAUCCAGAAUAGAUUACUCCCUAAUCUUUUACCCAUUUCACAAGAAUCUACUUGUUCUGCAGAGAUUCCUCCAUCUGAAAUGAAAAGUGGUAGCACAGAAGCAGCAAUUUCUGCCACAAGGCCAGAUACAAUGCCCACACCAGCUGUAACUCAUUCCAUGUAUGAAAUGCAUCCUAGCAGAGAUCAACCCCCACUCCAUAGUGUUGCCACUGAAGGAAAACCCAGUCAGGGCUCAUCAUCAUUAUGGUCUGGGAGUGAAAGGCCUUCCUUCACAAGAAGUGAAGCUUGGGAGACCCCUACAAGCCUCAUCUCACGCCUCACUGCAGGACUGACUGCAUGCUCCAGCCAGUCACAACAGCAAGGAGAAAAAAGACCAUCACGCAGCAACUGCCCUUCGCCCUCAAUAAGCGAAGAGAGCGAUACCUUAAGCUAUAUUUGCCUUGAAGAGUCAACACAAGCUGAAGACCCUUUCCAUGCAGCCCACCAAGAACUGAUGGAUGAGGUGCUUAAAGGGGAGUCACAGUACUACAGCUCCAGCAGUGCCACCAGCAGCAGCAGUGGGAGGGGGAGUGCCAACAACCGUCCUCGUAAAGUACAAAAGGAACUUCCAGGAGCAUCAGAAAACAGAUUUGAAAAGAGUCAGAAGCGCUUGGGUAGUGAGACUGUGUCUUCAGAAUUAAUGUGUGUGGACUCGAAUUUUUCCAAAGAGUCUGACACCGAUGAGUGCAGUAACACCAGUAGCAGGUACUCAGAGAGAAGCAGUCAGCCACCUGAUAUAGCCACACUUCUCAAGUCUAUAAAACAGCCUACCUUGAUUCCUUAUGUUCCAGAUAAAUCAAAUAUUCAUGACUUUAUUGACCCUGAAGAAAUUGGUCACAUAAAUCACCUGAUCAAAAGCCUAUCAGAUUCAGUUCUGACCAUAAGUUUGCCUGAUACUUUGUACAAAAACAAAGGGUUUACACCCCUUGACUACAUGGAUAUACAUUUAAAUGCUGUCAUGCGUCAGUUCUUCUUUGUUUUUAAAAAUGAAGACUUUUUGAACCUCUUGAUGACUGAUCAAAUUUCAUUGCUAAAUGGGUGCUCACUGAGGGCAGUCAUUUCUUCUGGUCUGUACUUGUUUAGUAAAGACACUGGUUGUUGGUAUAUUCCCGGCUCCACCAACAGACUCAAUCACCCUGUGGUGCACAUCUCUGACUUGCUUCAGGUGUACCCUCAACACAUUGUCUCCAAGAUGUAUGAACUACACUCAGCUGCUGCCAAACUGGACUUUGACUGGUCCAUGGGGGUGAUCACCAACUGCAUCCUCAUGUACACCCCAAUUAAAAAGGUAAUCCAGGACAUGGAAAAAGUUGACUACUUGAGGAACAAGUAUGUUCAACUUUUAUUGAAGUAUAUAUCCUGGAAACAUGGACACCACAAUGCAGCCUUGAUAUUCCCUGAGCUUCUGAAGAUCUUAGAUGCUCUGCUCCUCCUUGUUGAUGAGUUGUCAGGACUCACCUUGAACUUGAAUGAAGAGGAGGUAAUAGCCGUUGGGGAAAGACUCUCCACCCUGACUAUGAUGCAAAUGGCACCUCUGAAAAGUCACUCCAAUAGAUUCAAAGAAGAAAUUUCUUCAUGGUCAACCAUGAAAUGUGUAAAUCUAACCGAAAUCAACAAUAGAUUAUGCAUGGCCUUGCAGCUCGGUAUGGUAGAAUCCCUUCGUACAAACACUGCUGAGUACUGGACUGCAAGCAGUGCAUUGUGUACUCCCAAUUCUAAUCAUGAUGACAAUUCUUCAAUCACAGAGAAGAAAUUCCCUCAAAUAUUGCCUGUUCCUGAAAAGGUACACAAAUUGAAUUCCCUCAAUUAUCAAGGAAAAGAUGAAGGCAUUGGUGAACGUUCUAAAAUUUCUUUCCUCUGUGAGAGAGAUUUGAUGAUGCUGAGACAAUUUUUAGAAGAUGCAACAGGUAGAGAAAACUCACCCUUGAUUGAAAACAUUAAGGAAAAGAUGGAUGCCAAGCAAAUUAAGCUUAUUAUCAAGAAACUGUGCUCAUAAUGUUGGUCUAAUUUGCCAUUACUUUUAUAUACCUUCUUACAUGUAUGUAUUCUUACAUAUAUAUUUAGCUUUGAUUAAAAAUGGAGGUCACUCUUCCAAUACUUCUUUGAUAUAUCUGUCCUUUUAUUUCAUAUUUAAAUAGCCUUAGGCAUGGCAAUAGAAUUCAGGACCCCUUUGUAUAUUUAUACAUAAAAUAAUUGUCAAUGCCUCAGGUAGUAUGUAAAUUUGCUAAAUCUAUAGUUAAUAUUAGUAUAAUUUUUAUGAAACUGAAGGAAAAUGCAAUGCAGUGUGUUCAAAUGAUAAUACAAUGAAGCUUUCACUGAUAAGGAACAUCAUUCUUAGUCGGCUUGGCUUUACCAAGCUUAUUUUCUAUCGAUGUGUUGCUUGCAGUGUGGCAUACAUAUAAGUUAAUCUUCAGUAGAAAUAUCAUCUCCAAUAAAGUAUGGAGUAUGGAACUUGGUCGAAAAGUGGGAUAAUUACUGAUGUGCAAAAGCUCACUGAUACAACGACAGGGAUCAGUCAGAAAUACUAAAAGAAUCAUUUUGUACAGUAUAAGUCCAAUAAUCCAAAUGGCAGUGAACCGAAGGUCAUUCAGAUUAUCGAAUUGUCCAAAUUAUUGAGAGGGACCCCUCAAAACAAAAACUUGAUUCACAUAAUCAGAAAAUAAAGGCAUGACAUGUUCUAUUACUCACAAGUUGAACAGCAGUUUUAGAAAGGUAAAUUCAUGUAAAGAGAGUUAAUCUAGAGGUAACAAAGGCACAAAUAAGUAAAGCAGCGUCAUGAAAAUGCCAAGGAACAAUGUCAUUCAACUGAAUAGUCGAGGCUGCCUGACUGCUGUAUUUUCACUUAAUCUAUUCUCUUUUCACUCAUUUAAGAUUUCUUACACCCACUGUACAUGUCACUUUCACUUACCAUCCUCGAGCAUCGAUUCAGGACUACACUUCUUGAAGCCAUGGGAGCCAUCUUUCUGGCGAUAUAGAUCACUAUAUGAAGUCCAAAAGUCAAGCAAAUAAUCGGCUGUCUACAUUUAGGACUAAAUUUAAAUCUUUUUCAUCCCCAGUGCUUGGCAUUGCUCAGUGUAUUUGGUACUUGAUUUGAAUUUUAUAUAUUUGUAUUUUAUUUUUGGAAUUUUUGUCAGCUACCUAAAAAAAAUUCAUACUACUGGAAUUUUCAGAUUAUCUGUGUUCGGAUUAUUGAACUUGACUGUAUAAGACUAUGUACAAAGAAAUUGAAAUUGUACUUCUCAGUCAGUCAAAUAUACACAACAGUAUAUAUAAAAAUACAAUUGUAUUACUUGGGAUCUCAUAAUCUUUGUACCAGUGAGAAUGCUCUCCUGAAACUGUUAGCUCAAUGUUAGCUACACUGAUGGCUGCUGCAGGAAAAUACUCAAAACUGGGAUAGUUGCUGUGUAUGGGAGGGGGAAUGAAUGUUGGAGAAUGUACAGCUAAUUUGGGGUUCUUUUUAAAGUAGGUAGUGAUUUGUAACUACAUCAUGAAGCUUAUAUUUAAUAAUAGAACUUUGAUACAUCUACCAUGAAAACUACCACACAAGAGCUGGUACUUAAUAGACAAUAUAGUGUUGCAAGCUUACAUGGUAUGUCGGCCAGUUGAACUAGAACUCUCAGGGCAACAGAAACACUCUGUAAUGUGUUCGAAUGAUUCUAGGGUCAGGGUAACAAGUAUGUGUCUGGGGCAUUGCAGCACGUAAAGCUGGAAUUUUGUUAAGUUUCAUUUAAGCUGAAGGUCUUUAUGACCUUACUGAUUUGCAGCAUUUUUUUCAUUGAUAAUGUUGGUGGAUUACACCAGUAAACCUCAGUAAGUUGGGAAGAAUUUGUUUGUAUAAGAUAUUCUGGUAUUACAUUAUUAUACAUUAUAAAACUGA